This is a messenger RNA of Telopea speciosissima, 949 nucleotides long. RefSeq names its product probable xyloglucan endotransglucosylase/hydrolase protein 23. Gene Ontology annotation, molecular function: hydrolase activity, hydrolyzing O-glycosyl compounds; xyloglucan:xyloglucosyl transferase activity. Gene Ontology annotation, cellular component: cell wall; apoplast. Gene Ontology annotation, biological process: xyloglucan metabolic process; cell wall biogenesis. NCBI's taxonomy places the organism in Eukaryota, Viridiplantae, Streptophyta, Magnoliopsida, Proteales, Proteaceae. The coding region runs from base 16 to 912 and encodes 298 amino acids. The transcript is spliced from 3 exons. The record is from RefSeq and is a predicted model, not a curated record.
AUCCAAGUUUGCUCUAUGAUUUCCAUGGCUAGUGCUCCUUCUAAACUCCCUGUAAUGGUGUUGGCAUUAGUGGCUACCUCUUUAAUGGUGGCCUCUGCUUCUAAUUUCUACCAAGACUUUGAAAUCACUUGGGGAGAUGGCCGUGGUAAGAUCCUCAACAAUAGUAAGAUUCUCACUUUGUCACUUGACAAGGCUUCUGGGUCUGGCUUUCAAUCCAAGAAAGAGUAUAUGUUUGGGAAUAUUGAUAUGGAACUCAAACUUGUCCCUGGCAACUCUGCUGGAACCGUCACUGCCUAUUAUUUAUCUUCCAAGGGGGCAACAUGGGAUGAGAUAGAUUUUGAGUUCUUAGGGAACCUCAGUGGAGAUCCUUACACUCUUCACACCAAUGUGUUUAGCCAAGGCAAAGGCAACAGGGAGCAGCAGUUCCAUCUCUGGUUCGACCCAACUGCAGAUUUCCACACUUACUCCAUCCUCUGGAAUCGACAAAACAUUAUUUUCUCUGUGGAUGGAACUCCUAUCAGAGAGUUCAAGAACAAGGAGUCAAUUGGGGUUCCCUUUCCAAAGAGCCAACCAAUGAGGAUCUACUCCAGUCUAUGGAACGCCGACGAUUGGGCGACAAGAGGGGGGCUCAUCAAGACUGAUUGGAACCUAGCUCCAUUCACUGCUUCUUACAGAAACUUCAAUGCCAAAGCCAGCUGUGUUGUUUCUACUUCUGGGUCUUCUUCUUGCAGCUCCAAAUCUGCCUCCUCUGCUUCAAACAACACUGCCUGGCUCUCCCAAGAGUUGGAUUCAGGUAGCCAAGAGAAAUUGAAAUGGGUGCAGAAGAAUUACAUGAUCUAUAACUACUGCACUGAUACUAAACGAUUCCCUCAAGGCCUUCCUCGAGAGUGUGCUGCUGCCAAUCAACACUAAAGACUUAAAUAGAGAUAAUAUAUAGUUACUAGUCAUA